Messenger RNA from Stereum hirsutum FP-91666 SS1, 1641 nucleotides. RefSeq lists its product as uncharacterized. The record is from RefSeq and is a predicted model, not a curated record. The transcript has 3 exons. NCBI's taxonomy places the organism in Eukaryota, Fungi, Basidiomycota, Agaricomycetes, Russulales, Stereaceae. Bases 1 to 1641 code for a protein of 546 amino acids.
AUGUACAGGAACCAACCAACACCGCUAUCGAAAACCACGCGUGGGGCACCGGGCGCGCCGCGUCCAGCCCGACGUGUCUCCUUCGACCCGUACGGCGAGGAACACCGCUCCGACGUUGCUACCAAAGAAGAACGUAUCGAGGAAAUCGUGAAGAAUAUGCAAGACAGGAACAGACGCAUCAGGGCCGCUGCUUCGUCGUCAUCGUCGUCAUCGUCCUCGGAGACCGUGUUCAACCACUCUGCUGACUUCCGAGAAUUACUGGAGAAGAUGCGACAGAGGAGCAGCCAGCUCGGUCAUGGACCAGGGACACUGUCGGCCUCCACUACGGUGUAUGAAUCAGGGUCGGAACGGUCAAGUUUGGAGAGCGCGACAACUGCUAUCACCGAAUUCGAUGUUGAGAUGGAUCCAGAGUUCGUUGGAGAUGUGUCGAUGUCUUCCCAACCUGACGCUGCGUCAGAUGAUAUCCCGGGCCUGAACUCUCACGUUCUCAGCCCUGUCCAAACCUCCGUCCUCCAAACCAUCAAGGCGUCCAUUUCCCCCGCUGGCUCUCCAAUGAACGUAGAGAAGCACACGCACCACGCCAUCCCUUCCACCCCCGCUCAACGACCCGCUAUGGUAUCCACCUCUCCCGCUGGCUCUCCCAUGGACCUCGGGAAACAGAGUCCCUACGCCGCCGAUUCCUCCCCCGCCCACCAGUCCCUCAUGGCAUCCACUUCUACAUCUAGCUCUCCCAUGAACCUCGAACGAGGUAGCCCGUACCCUCCCUCCCCCGGCCAAGACAACGACACCGACGACGAUAUAGAAGAUCAUAUCGCCCAAGUUGCAGCCCAGUUCGGCGACGAUCCAGAAGAAGACGGUCACGAUCGCGGUCUUGUGUUCCCGACCCCUUGGACGUCAACGUUCAACAGCCUCUCCGCUCGACCGUUCGCCAGUCCUACGAAGAGCGUCUCCGCCACACCUGUCAAGCGCGCUGGCUCCCCGUACUCCAGGAACAGGCUUGGGGGAGGACCAUCCUUCAUGCGUGGGCCUAGUGGCGUUCCAGCAUCCCCGUUCUCCCCUACUCCCAUGCCGAGGAAGAGAUCCACUGCUUCCAGGACCGCCGAAGCUGUCCCUUGGUUGAAGAAGUUGGUGAAGUUGCACCGCCAGACCGAGGCGGAGGGCAUCUCGUUGUGUUACCUGAGGGCCAACGGCGCCGGCGAGAAGUCUAUCGUGCAUUCUGACCUGUGCAGGUCCACCGGCGGAAAGGGACGUGCGAUUCUCUACGUGGCGGAGAGCAAAAAGGACCCUGUGUUGGCGUCUUGCCGGGAGGUCAUGUACGAGCCCUUCGCGCAUAUAACUCCUCGCAAGAACACGAGGGAGGGCAUCAUAGAGGCAGCCAGGGAACAGAUCUCGCUUGACAAGGCCAAGAAGUUGCUUGGAGCUGGUAUGGUGCAGCGGUCGCCAGAUGCCAAGGGUAAGUCGGUGGAUUAUAAGGACAUCUUGAGGAAAGCCGUUGCUGGUGGGAAGAAGGUGGGGAAGACGGCCAGUCCGGCGGUACAAACGUCGGGGCCAUACCAGAAGAGGGAGGUGGCGAGGAAAGGCACGCCAGAGGUGGUGGAGGACAUCACCGGGGGCAUCGGGUCCCUGAACAUGUACAUCUAG